CCUUUAUGGAACAUUUCAAUACGUUUAGAACCGGGAAAUCCGGAUUGAAGCUUCGGUUGCAUAAUAAGAGAAAGGAAACCGUUAAGUUUUUUGAUGGCUCUGCUCAUUGGUUGGUACUUUUGGUGGCUUCAUUUGAAGGGAUGCGAUAAAAGUGAGGUGUUUGGGGUUGCAGCAACGAGUCUCAGCCCUGAGGUGGCAUUAGGAUGGGUCAUAUUGCCGAGCCUGCAGGCCCUGUAGUGAUCGGCUGCAAAGUGCUGCCAAUCUUCAACGAGCAUGGCAUAGUUGAGGGUGCAAUGAAGAAGAUGGUGCACAAGAUCGACGGCAAGAAGGCAGUUGCACGGGUGAAGGAGCUUCUGAAGCUGGCUGCUCAGGCCAGACCUCACGGCGCCACAGUCAGUGGCAAGAAAUGGAAGAAGGUUCUGAGCUUCCACGCAAGGGACAGCGCUGCAGCCGCAACAGCUGCAAAGGGAGGGUGCAAGCAGAAACAGAAGCAGCAGGAGGCGAGCGACGAGAUGAGCUGCAGCUCGAGCAAGCUGAGCUUCAAGUGGGAUGUGGGCAGCUGCUCUUCAGCGUCGUCGGUUGCAUAUUCACCAUUGUCGUUGAUGUCAGCGCCGGCAAAGGCGUCAGAGCAGACGCCAUCUAGAAAAGACUACUACAUGUCAAGGUUGUCGUCCAUGAGCCAGCAGAGUAUGCUGUGCAGCGGCGGCGGCGGCAGCAGCAGCCCAAAGAGCAUGAAGAACAUGGAUGGAGAGGAGGAGGAGGAGGAGGAGGGGAGCUGCAGGAUAGGGCAGUGGAUCACCACGGAUUCAGAUUUUGUGGUGUUAGAGCUGUAAUAGCAUAACCUAAUGUUCAUCCAUCAAGGAAGAUGUGAGCAGAGGCGGCGAGGCAGCAAUGGUUGGAUCAGCGACAGGAAGCCUCUCUCUUUCUCAGUUUCUCGUGAAGAUGGAUUGGAUUCAACAGCUGCCGGGCAGCCCACUGCUCAACCUUUUUGUUUCGCUGCCCCAUUUCCCAUGUGGCGUCCAGUACUCGGCUAAUCUAUUGAUAGGGAUUAUUGAUUGACUGAGCAUGCAACAGCAACGCAAAAUUCUGACGUACGGAUAAUAUUGUGUAUAUAUAUAUAUGUUGUUGCCUUGCUCUUUUCA
Panicum hallii is the source of this 1142-nucleotide messenger RNA. RefSeq lists its product as uncharacterized. The coding region runs from base 204 to 833 and encodes 209 amino acids. The record is from RefSeq and is a predicted model, not a curated record. Lineage: Eukaryota; Viridiplantae; Streptophyta; Magnoliopsida; Poales; Poaceae. The transcript is spliced from 4 exons.